AGGAACCAUUUCUCUUCAUUAAACGCAACCCCUCAUCCCCUUCCCAAAGAAAAAACACACACUUCUUCCUUCAAAUUUGCUUCAAAAUAAUGGAUUUAUGGUCUAUUUGUUGGAUCUCCAUUACAAGUUUGAGUGUGAUAGCUUCCACACACUGGAUUUAUAAGUGGUAUAACCCUAAAUGCAACGGCAAGCUGCCUCCCGGCUCCAUGGGACUCCCUUUGAUCGGAGAAACCAUACAGUUCAUCAUCCCAAGCAGAUCUUUAGAUAUUCCUCAUUUCGUCAAAAAGAGAAUCCAAAAGUAUGGACCAUUAUUUAGAACAAAUUUGAUGGGAAAGCCAGUGAUUAUAUCAUCAAAUGCUGAUUUUAACCAUUAUCUUCUUCAACAAGAAGGAAAAUUAGUUGAGAGAUGGUUUAUGGAUUCAUUUUCUAAGCUUCUGAAACAUGAUGCUACCAAAUUAAUAUCAAACCAAGAUAAUUUACACAAAUACUUAAGAAACUUGGUUUUGAGUCAUUUUGGUCUUGAGCGUCUGAAAGAUAAGCUUAUACCUGAGCUAGAAGCUGGGAUCAGAAAAAGACUGCAAAUCUGGUCAACUCUGCCGACCAUUGACACCAAAAAUGCAUGUGCGGCUAUGGUGUUUGAUUUUUCAGCUAAAAUAUUAUUCGGUUACGAUCCAGAAAAAUCAGGGGAAAAUUUAGGUGAAAGUUUAAGUAAUUUCUUGCAAGGAUUUAUGUCAAUCCCUUUAAACAUCCCUGGGACAGCUUUCCAUAAUUGUAUAAAGACUCAAAAGAGGGCAAUAGAAAUAAUUACAAAUUUGGUGAAAGAAAGACGAGAUAACCCUCAACUUCGUAGAGGAGAUUUUCUUGAUCAGAUUUUGGAAGACAUGAAAAAGGAUAGCUUUUGGACUGAUGAAAUUGCGAUCCAUGUAAUGUUUUGGCUAAAUCUUGCUAGCUUCGAGACUAUAUCUUCUACUCUUGGCGUAGCUAUUCAAUUUCUUACAGACAACCCUUUGGUUGUAGAAAAAAUGAGGGACGAGCACGAGGCCAUUAUCAAAAAUAGGGAAAAUAAAGACUCGGGACUUACAUGGAAAGAAUAUAAGUCCAUGACCUAUACCCAUCAAGUUGUGAAUGAAGCAAACCGUAUGGCGAGCGUUGCCCCUGGAUUAUUGAGAAAGGCAAUCACAGAUAUCCAAGUUGAUGGAUAUACAAUUCCAAAAGAUUGGAUUAUAAUGGUGGUUCCAGCAUCAAUUAUGCUAGAUUCUAACACAUAUAAAGAUCCUCUUAAGUUUGAUCCAUCAAGAUGGAAUAACGUGGGUUCUGUUUCAAUGGGAAAGAACUUCGUGGCUUUCGGAGGGGGCUCAAGAGCAUGUGCAGGAGCAGAGUUCAGCAAGGUUUUGAUUGCGAUAUUUUUCCAUGUCUUUGUCACUGAUUACAGGUGGACAAAAAUCCAGGGAGCCAACAUGUCUCGAACUCCAGCUCUCGGAUUCGGUAAUGGGUAUCGCAUAAAAGUUACAGAAAAGCAGGGAUGAUAUGUUUUCAAAAUCAUUGAAAUAUUAAAUUUUGUACUUAUAUAUUUUGAGUGAAUUUAAUCAGUCAUUUUGGUUGCGCAACAAUUAAAUAUAGCAAUAUUGCUUUUUAAUUAAUUGAUAGUUCGUGUACGACGAUGGUCGGUAGUCAUUAACUAUUGUAACUAUUCAUAAUCUUGUUUGGUUUGAAGUUGAUUAGCUUAUUUCUGUUCUUAA
Molecule: messenger RNA, 1739 nt
Organism: Mercurialis annua (annual mercury)
Lineage: Eukaryota; Viridiplantae; Streptophyta; Magnoliopsida; Malpighiales; Euphorbiaceae
Product: beta-amyrin 16-alpha-hydroxylase CYP87D16-like
Exons: 9
Coding region: 90-1526 (478 amino acids)
Biological process (GO): sterol metabolic process
Molecular function (GO): heme binding; oxidoreductase activity, acting on paired donors, with incorporation or reduction of molecular oxygen; monooxygenase activity
Source: RefSeq, a predicted model, not a curated record